CAAUGAUCGCUUCGUUCUCAUAGAUAAUUUUAACAUACUAGAUCAUAAACACUCGACUAAAAAGUAAUCAUCAAAGAAAAAGAAAAACCAUGUUAGUCUAUUCCUUCUAUGUGUUUUACCGUGGGCAGAAGUGUGUGUACCGCCAAGACUUCCUACAAACCGACUCCGAAACGAAGUUGAUUUACGGGUUGCUCGCGACCAUGAAGUCGUUAUCGCAGCAAAUCACGGAGAAGAUACAGAUUCAAGACCCGAAUCGGUCUGCACUUUCCAAAACGACAACCGGUUCCGGUGCGGCACAUCAUCAACACAAUAAGCCAGGACUAGUACCACUAGCGGUGCAACCGUCGGCGACGAGCAGUCGAAACAUCCAGCAAUUCAAUUCCUACACAACCCCGAUAUCCAAGAAAGAAACUGUGUGUGUGUAGGUGUCUUGGAGUGACAGCAUGACAAAUUUAUUUUUGCACUGCAUGACUACAGAGAAAACUUGUCAUGCGCAGCCCGUACGUGAAAAGGAAAACACAUAGUACGAAAUAAACAGAAGUUGAUGGCUGGCCAGCAUGACAGGUGUAACUGUGUUGUGUCUUUAUUUGCAUCACAGAUUUACACUUCUAAUUACAUAGUUUUUUUCUUGCAUACCCGAAGUACAAGCUGCACUGUCUGGAGAUUCCCAGCGGGUAUUAUUUCGUGUGCACGACGGAGCUAUCAAAUGCAAAAGUCCCUGGAUGUCUGGAAACUUGUGAUGCUGGGUGGCGUCUCAUGAUGAGGCAUUACAAGUGCUGGCUCAGCAUGACAAGUUUCUGAGCUUCUAGGUGUAUGCCUAUUCUGCAUGACAAACUGCGUUUCUGCAUCACAGAAAAAUGGAGUUCUUGGGUAACGUGCAUGACAGAUUUAAGAGCCAUGCCAGACAAGCGUGACAAAUCUCGCAAUCUUCCAGACCCAGACAUUUUUACAGUUGAUAGGAGCCGAACGCGUUACUUGACAUGCGGGACUACAUGCGACAACUGUAUCAGCAGUUUUUCGUUCCGUUAGUGUUACAGUCCCCGGACUACACAGAGUAUCCCACGAAAAAACUGUUUCACUGUGAUGAUUUUGCAAGAACCGCAUCACAAGUUUGUUACACAUGACGCAGAAAAUUUGCCAUGCGCGUUUCCCAAGGGAAAACACGCUCGAAAAUCGAAUGUCUUGCAGGUGUAGCAAGACAAAUAGUUCUCCACUCUAUUUUCUGCAUCACAAGUUCACAGUGAAACAGUUUUCUCUUGCGAUACAGAGCUGGGGGGGACGAUAAGCGAAGACUCCCGGUUCGGCCGGGAGGUUACGCAGAUUUUUCACCGCCUCAACGCAGCCAGAUCUUCUUCCUCUUCAAGUGUGGGUCGGAGCUGAUGAAAUUUUGUUCACUCGCUUAUCAAAUGUAAAAAUGUCUGGGUCUGGAAAGUUGGAACUUGUGAUGCUAACUUUGGACUCUAAAAAAAUGUGUAUUGCAUGACCAGCAAGAGGACCCACAUUUGUGCUACGCGAGGAGGGCAUUUGUCAUGCGGAAAUGGCAUCAGGAAGCUUUCCAAAAAUCUGUGAUGCUGGGUCAUGCGUUACAAGCAUCAUGGGUCAUGCCAGACAAGCAUGACAAGCCUUCCAUUCUUCCAGACCCAGACAUUUUUAUAUUUGAUACUCGCUUGUCACGAUGCAAUCGUUUCGCCUUGUUGCAUCUGUUGCAUCGCUCGCAAUGAAAGUCUGGCAAUGGCCUUGGCUUGUUUGCCUAUGAAUUCAU
Molecule: messenger RNA, 1762 nt
Organism: Amoebophrya sp. A120
Lineage: Eukaryota; Dinophyceae; Syndiniales; Amoebophryaceae
Source: the annotation of a GenBank genome assembly